Molecule: messenger RNA, 6089 nt
Organism: Entelurus aequoreus (snake pipefish)
Lineage: Eukaryota; Metazoa; Chordata; Actinopteri; Syngnathiformes; Syngnathidae
Gene: dqx1
Product: DEAQ box RNA-dependent ATPase 1
Exons: 14
Coding region: 442-2862 (806 amino acids)
Cellular component (GO): intracellular anatomical structure; spliceosomal complex
Molecular function (GO): RNA binding
Source: RefSeq, a predicted model, not a curated record
CGUCCGUCUUGCUUUUUCCGAGUACCCAUGAAUGCAACCCAGGAUUUGACACCAUUGACAGCCAACAUGGCGCUCGCAAUGUAGAGCCAACCAGUCAACAUCUAACCGCUUUGCUGUCACUGCUUUAUUGUCAGCUGUCAGCUUUUUCUCUGGCUGCUGUGGCUAAGCGAGAGAGUGGCCAAUUGUUCAAAAACAAGUGACGGCGUUGGAGCUCGCAUGGACGCAGAUUGGACUUCCACACCUCGAGCGAUAUGUCUCUUGGAGUAGUGUCGUCACCAGAUUUCCUCUGGUGUAACACUGUGUGCCACUCAGUGCAGCAGGAGCACUCAAUUUCUGCCGGCAUGCCUUGACAAGCUUCAGAUGUGCGGCACCAAGUCAUGCCGGUAAAGUAAAAUCCUCUGUGAAGCACCCUCUCACUGGUCCAAUCCUCAUUUGGUGCUGAUGUCAUCAACAUCAGCCAAGCCCUGCGGCACCCUUCUCUGUCCUGAGUCUGGACUUUCAGCCGCAAUGGACUCUCUGUCCAUGUCUUCCCUUUUAUCUGGGGAGUUGGACAUGGAUGGGGUCCAAGGAAGUGAAGGAGGGGAAGACGAGGACGAUCUGGGAGACCUAGAAGUGAACCCUUAUGAUGGCCUGCCUUUUUCUUCACGCUACUACGUCCUUCUACAGGAGAGGCAAAGGCUUCCUAUAUGGACGCUCAGGCAAAAUCUGCUGGAGCACCUGGAGAACCACAACAUGGUGUUGGUCAGCACACGUAGUGGAGAUGGAAAAAGCACCCAGGUGCCACAAUGGUGUGUGGAGUAUGCUUUGUCCUAUGACUUUUCUCACGGCAAGGUGUGCUGUUCUCAGCCUCAUUCAGUGGCAGCAGUGAGUUUGGCUCUUCGUGUGGCGGAUGAGAUGGACCUCAGCCUGGGUCUGGAGGUGGGCUACAGGGUGGCUCAUGAUGACAGUUGUACACCAGACACCUUGCUCAGGUUUGUCAGUGACACGCUGCUGCUGGAGGAGAUGAUGUCAGACCCCUUGCUGCAUCAAUAUGGUGUUGUCGUCUUGGAUGAGCUCCAGGAGCGCACGGUGGCAACAGAUGUGCUUCUUGGCCUUCUGUGCGACGUCUGCCGCCAGAGGCCAGAUAAUUUCCGUGUAGUUCUCCUUGCUCACCUAAGUCUUGCUCCUCGGCUCGCUUCCUUCUUGGGCCCCUCCGUCCCACUCCUCUCCAUGGACAACCUCCUCUCUGAGCCCCUGACAAAUAUGCAGGAAAAGGAAUGUGAGACUAAAGAGGAGAGGGACAUUGCGACCCUGAACAGCGUGGAGAUAAUGUACAGAGAACUUUCUCCUGGGAAGGAACCUGUUGCCGCUGCCUGUCACAUGGUUCUAGAUCUGCAUCGAAGAGGAGAGGAAGGCGAUAUGAUGGUGUUUCUUGCCAGUGCACAGGAAAUAGAGGAGUGUGCUGCCCAGCUGGAGGCAGAGGCCGUAGGUCUGAGUCCUCAUCUGGGUUCUGUCAAAAUCAUCCCCCUCCACACUGGACUAGGUGUGCUGACCCAAAGAGUGUACGAGUCCAGCACCGAAACAUCUAUUUACAGGCAAAGUGAUGAUUCAGAGGGAAUGGAAAGCUUGACGAUGGGAGCAGAAGGUCCAGGCAUCAAGAGGAAAGUUAUCCUCACUGAUACCCUGGCUGAAGGUUCUUUCUCACUGCCAGGCAUUCGCUAUGUCAUAGACACGGGCCUUCAGCUCAAAACUGUUUACAAUCCUCAGAUAAGGGCAAACUCACAGAUCUUGAGGACAAUCAGCAAAACACAGGCUGACAUGCGAGCUCAAAGAGUAAAUAGCCACCUUCCUGGGUUGUGUGUGUACCUAUACCCGCAGUCUCUGUAUGAUGGUGGAUUGGAGGCAGCUUAUUGUCCGCGGGUAAUGGAGGAAAAUCUAAGCCACUUAGUCCUGUUGCUCAAGAGGCUGGAUAUUGCUGACAUGGGGCAAUGCAAGUUCUUGGACAGACCAGCCCCUGAGGCUUUAAUGCAGGCCUUGGAGGACCUUGACUACUUGGCAGCACUAGAUGAUGAUGGUAAUCUAUCAGAAGUGGGCAUCAUCAUGUCAGAACUGCCGUUGGAGCCACAUUUAGCUAAAGCCCUGAUUGCUGCGUGCGAGUACGACUGUGUUAACGAGCUGCUCACAAUAGCUGCAAUGUUGACAGCUCCUUCCUGCUACUUGACACCAGAAGCCAACAGAGAGGAGGCUGCCAUUGCACACUGGCGACCUCUAAUGCACACAGACGGCGACCACAUGUCUCUCAUCAACAUCUACAAUGCUUACAUGGAGCAUAAUCAGGAUGAGGCAUGGUGCACAACACAUUUCCUGAACCAUGCGGCCUUGCAUCUAGCUGUGGUUAUCAGGGCCGAGUUGCUGGAGGUCAUGCAGCGAAUAGAACUUCCUGUGUCGCCUCCUGCUUUUGGAUGCCAAGACAACUGCACAAAUAUUAAGAGGGCCCUCAUCUCCGGCCUUUUUCUCAAAGUGGCUCAUGACGUAGACGGUUCCGGUAACUACCUCCUGCUGACACAUCGCCAUGUGGCUCACCUGCACCCCCUCUCUUUCUACCUUUGUCAUCAACCGUGUCCCACCCAUCCAUCCUGGGUCCUCUACGACGAAUUCACCAUCUCCUGUGACAACUGCAUCCGCAUUGUUUCUGAGGUCCACCCCCAAAUGUUGGUGGAGCUCGUACCUCAGUACUUCCUGGGAAACCUCCCCUCUAGUGAUGGCAAGGAGCUGCUAAUCAAGCUGAGGCAGAGCGUCGAGCCUUCCUCUGGAGAUGGCGCACCUAAUUGGUUGGGAGAGACGCACAAUCAGUCCAGCACUGAGCUUUGUGUUGUCCAAUGAACAUCAUUAACUAUGUGACACACUUUUAUCAUUUGCUCGUACUGGAAAACACUAAUCGUUUUUAGUUAGAUUUUUACAUUCAAGCUCGUUCUGCUCAUUCUGGCGUACUGUUAACUUAUUUCUAACUUUUUAAUAUUUAAUUAUUUUUAUGUUUACAGUGGAUACUUUUUCCUUGAAGUCAUUCUUCAGAAAAAUAGCGACUUGCACAAAAAUGCAAGGUAAAGGGAAGCUCGAUAUUUAAAUGAACCUGAAGUGUCAUUUUACAUAUAGAAUGAUAUAGUACACUACAGCAGGGGUGUCCAGAGUGCGGCCCGCAGAUCCCUUUUUAUUGGGCCAUAGCACAUUCUAAAAAUAGAGUCAAACCAAAGAAAAGGAUACAAAUAUAAGUAGAGAGAACACAAAACAGCAAUAUGGCGUCAUGUAAUGAGAAAAUGUUUAAAAUGUUCUACUAAUGAUAUGCUAUAACAGACAAAGAUUGUUAGCUCUUAUACAUAUCUUUCUUAAUAUAAUGGUGGUUGGCUUUUAACUGUUUACAAAACGUCCUGUGAUUUUUCAGUACACUGGUACCUCGGUUUUCAAUACUAUUUAUUUAUAAAUAUAUAUUAAAUCAAAACUUUUUUUUUACUAUAGUGGUAUGCCAGUUUUAGUUUAGUUUAUCAAACAUGUAUUAAAUAAAUAAAAUUUGCCACACAUUGUGUAUACAUACACACAAAUUGGGGCCUUGAGCAGAAUUUUAUUUGCAAAAUCUUCACUUUUUUUUUUACGCGAAACAAUUUUUAUACUUGUACUUUUAUACUACGGGAGGGGUGGGAGGGGCCCUAUGCACAGCGCAUAAUUUGCGUAUAAGCCCUGUCCUUACAUACCACGGAUGAAGUGUGGGCAGUGGCGACAAAAGCAUUGGCAGGAUCUGAACAACUGGCACAAAGCAAACGAGCACAACCACAACUUGUGAGGUUAAAAGUCUGCCUUUUUUCAGUAUGGCGUCAUACCUCGGCCGCAAAGACACUUCCUACUGAUGACUUUCCCAUGUCCAAAGGGCAUGGUAUGGUAUGGAAUAAAGCGAUGGAAAGCAAGUUGCUUCCGCACAAUCAACCUGUACAGCAAGACCACCAAGCCUCCUUUGCCAGUGUAAGGCAUUUGGUACGUUCCUUGUGAAACACGCAGGCAAGGCCAUCAAGCGGCAAAAGGUGGAAGCCUUAUCAAGUUGCAAUAGAAAGCAGAAUCCUUCGGAAACACCAGGAAAUCGUGGGCAUGAUAUGCCAGGGACGUCUGGCCCUUGCACACUCGACCAAGAAGAGACCUCUUGCUACAGAGAAUCCAUGAGGCAGCAGAGGAAGACCGCCAGGUGAACGCAAUUGGACUUGCCUCCAAGGGUUGAUGCGACCAGUAGGGAACUGUGGCAAACUGACCAUGGGAAGUUGAGCUUUCUCCUGCGCUCUGACUGACCACUUGCCAACCCAAAGCAACCUGAAGAUCUGGGACUGAGCGAAAGACUUGUAAGAAAUGUGAAGAAGCCUCUUGUACACUAAACCACAUCCCGACCGGCUGUCCAAGGGCACCACCGAUGGAGGCACGACAAGGUCCUUACAGAAAUUGUCACAAUGGUGGAACAAUAGCUAGUCAAAACCAACAACAAGCAGGCCUAAGACAUUGCCUUUUUGAGAGAAGGGGACAAGGCUCAUAAGAUCUCCACAGUUUUAUAACUUAUGUGCCUCCAACUAGGAGAUGAGGGAGCUUGUCUUCCCACAAGACAUUGGGCAGUGUCCCACCUCCGAUCAGACAUGGUCCUGCUUUCCAGGAGCACAAAAGACAUCAUAGUUGUUGAGCUCACAGUGCCCAGAGAAAUAAGGCUAAUUACUUCCCGACAACUAAAAAAGCCAAAUACCAAUACCUGUGGCCUUCUUCAAGUCGGCUUCCGGGUGUUCCCAGCAAAAUCACUGCGCUACUUCCUCCAGGUGGUAGGGCUAGAGCCUGAAGAGCAGAAAAAAGCCAGGAGGGACACAGCGCCGCAUCAGCCGAGUCAGUUCACAAUGGCUGUAGUUGACGACAGAGCAGUUGGAAACCUUCUGCCGAUGAAGCCUAGUCAGUCUUCUCUGCCCUAUUCUGGUGAGGUGUACAGAUUGAAACACCUGUGAACCUGAGAUUUUUUUCUAAAGAUGCGUUCCAACAAUGUGAAUGCUCCAAGGAAUACCCUCUCAGAGAAAGACCUGCAUCUCCUCAGUUAGUGGAGUUCCUACAGUUGCAGCUUGGCAAAGCAUCUCUGACAUUGACUUAAUCUCAUUGGCCUAGUUUUGCUUAGGUGGUUAGCAGCAUAACUCAAAAAGGCUUUGGGCGGAGUUGCAUGAAUCUUUCAGGAAUUGUCCGAAAUGGGAUGAAAAAACAAACAAACGAGGGAUUCGAUUUAGGGGCUGAACUGCAUAAUUUCUACUAUUUUACCUCUCGUUUACAUUACAAGGCCCAACUUCUCUGUGUUUGGUUGAGACAAAGAUAGUAGAUGACUGCAAAGAGGAUUCACUACAUUUAUUUCAUCGAGCGCAGAUGGGACCUGCCUGAGGUCUAUGCUCUCGGUGCUUACUAGAUAUAAUUUUUCGUUUACUAUACUGGACUACAGCUUGGUUUUUAGCCAGACAAAAACUAAAUCGUAUGAGAACCGAAGCAUAUUUUCCGAUAAGAAUUAAUCACGCAAAUCCAAUUACGAUAAUCUGUUCCAGACACCCAGAUUUUUUAGAGAAUAAUGAUAGUUUUACAUGCAGAAUUAAAUGUGAAGUACAUACCAUAUAUUACAUUUAACGUCAGUUUUACCUUUUUUGAAGACACCUGUGGGUAAAAACUUUUGCAGUCGUACUCCAUUUAAAAACAAAAACAAAAGUACAGAGCUGAUUCUUUGUUUGGACACUCGAUUCCAUGAAUGAUAGACGCGGCAAAACUUUGGUGAAAUAUUUCACAGUCAUACAAGAGUGGGGCGUACAAAAACCGAAGUACCACUGUAAACGGCCCUCGGUGGACACCCCUGCACUACGUUGAGCACGCGUGCUGUCACUGCUGGACCUUCCACAUCUAUGCAGAUCUUGCCUCUGGAGAAUCAUUGCGGUGUGUGAUGAUCUCCAGAUUAUGGCAGAACAUAUUUUUGAUACUAGAAUUCUGUUUGUACAUUCUUUGUGGAUCCUGCCUUCCUUUUUAUGUUUGGCUUUGUGGCAAUAAUAAAUGUCUAAUGUUAUUCAACUGAA